AUGGGGUUUGACGAACUGGCUCGAUCGCCUGUUGCGCCUGCUGGUUGCGAUGACGGUAGCAGUGGCAGCCUGCGGGGGGAGGUACCAUCUAGUGUCGGCUCAACUGGUGCACGAGUCGCAACGGACCUCAGCAACGGGAAUCUGGAAGGGUCGCUUCCGUCCGCGCUCUUCACGCUCACGUCGCUUCAACAACUAAAGCUCAACGAAAACUCGUUAGAGGGCUCUCUGCUCGAUGCUAUAGGGAACCUGACCCAACUAACCCUGCUGUCUCUGGGCAGAAACGAGCUGUCAGGACCCAUUCCCGCCCCGCUCUCCAACCUCCAAGCCCUCAAGUACCUGCUAUCCCUGCCUGCUCGCUUCCUUGCAUCCCCUGACUCAAACUCGCACACCCGCCUAACUCUUGUCCCUUUGCCUUGCACCAGCAGCCAUCAAUCUUUCCCAGCGACCGCUGGCAGGCACUCCUUCCUUCCGUCACAGCUGCUCCACUUGCACUACCUUCCUUCCCUCACAGGCACUCCUUCCUUCCCCACAGGCACUCCUUCCUUCCCUCACAGGCACUCCUUCCUUCCCUCACAGGCACUCCUUCCUUCCCUCACAGGCACUCCUUCCUUCCCUCACAGGCACUCCUUCCUUCCCUCACAGGCACUCCCUCCUUCCCGCACAGCUGCUCCACCAACACUGCCUCCCCGCCCCGCUCACACAGCACGGCUCUCCAUCCGUCUGUGCAUCUCCCCCACUUCCAGGGACUUGAGCAUGAAUCGCCUUUCGGGCGACCUGCCGCCAUCACUUUUCAACCUGCCCACUCUUGUCUACUUGGACAUAUCCAAUAACGAGUUCGCUGGUCCCCUCCCUUCGGGUUUCGCUUCCCCCUCCCUCGCCUCUCACCCUCUCGCCACUUUCAACGUCGAAAAAAACUUCUUCACAGGGUCUGCCCGUGCCGAAAUCUCGGCUGGAAAGCUUUCCUUCUGCCCGGAGGACCAGCAGGGAGGGUUCGCAGCAGCGAAUCUGCUCCCUUAUAGCCCGUCUCAGUACGGUUCAGUGCGAGGAAACUGCCUCAACCCGAGAGGAGGGGGGGGGUGCGAGGGGGACGGGAGGCAGCGGAAGCAGGGGGGGUGUUUGGCGUUUUGUGGGCGCCACCGGCCGGGGUUGAGGGACCGGGACUUCAAGGCCGUGCUAGAAACACCCUUUCUCCUCGUAUCGCUUCCCCCCUCCCCCUCAGACGACCCACAGAAGCAGCGCCACCGGCCGGGGUUGAGAGACCGGGACUUCAAGGCCGUGCCGGCAACCACCCCCUCGCGCUUUAACCGCUUCUUCCGCCACGUCAGCCUGGGGUUCAACGGCACUGCUGCCCAACCCUCUUGGGCAUGCAGAGAGGCGGUAGACUGGCGCGGGCUGGUGCUAGUACGAGGGAGGAAUGUGACGGUGGUUCCUCCGGUGAAAGACCAAGGCUUGUGCGCUGCCUGCUGGGCUCUGGUGCCGGUAGCAGCAAUAGAGGCAGCCUAUGCAAUAGCAUACGGCGCCAACCAUCCCAACCUGUCCAGUCAACAAGUGCUGAGCUGUCAGGGCACGUGGCAGUGCACAGGUGGCAUCCCGGCGGACGCGUUCCAGUUUGUGGCUGCUGUGGGAGGGGUAUCGCCGGAGAAAGCAGUGCCGUAUUCGGGAGUGGUGAACGCGAGUGACUGCAAGCUUCUCCCAGCAAGUUCGAAGCCUGCAGCUGCUGCCAAGCGCAACUCACGUGAGUCCAAACCACAACCUGCAGCUGUCAAGCCUACCACCAAACCUCCCACCAAGGCUCUAUCCGCACCUCCCACCGGGCCAGCUUCCGGGCCAUGGAAGCUGCAGAGUAAGAAGGCUGCAGCGCAAGCCACCAAGCCUGCUGCCGGACCUCCUGCCAGGCCUGCCAAAUCACGAACGAGGGGAGUGCGGUCACCUUCCAAACCUGUUGCUGCUGGCAGAGGCCGGCAGGCUAUGGUUCGGGCGGCAGCUGCGCGUGCGGUGCCCACAUCAGCAUCCAUGUCAGCAUCCACGUCAGCAGGCCGAACGCCAGCAGCCUCAACUCCAAUUACGAAGAAUGAAGACGACGACGACAAGCACACGCACUUCUCCCCCUCCCUCUCCUCCCUCUUCUCCCAACUCUUCCACCGGCUCCGAAGACCAACCCAGCCGCCCAAGCUGCCCCCCACCACCUCGGUUCCCCCGUCCUCCUCCCCUCCUCCCCCUGCCUUUCCACCUCAACCGCCCGGCAUCCACCCCCUCUCUGGCCGCUUCUCCAUCUCCAUGUUCGAACAGGUGUCGAUCCCCGGUUGGCUGGGAAUGGUGCUGGCGCUGCAGGCGCAGCCAAUCAUUGCCAACGUGGAGGCGGAUCAACUCUCCUUUAUCAACUACCAGGGGGGCUUCGUUUACGCGGAUCCAGAUUGCUUCGCGAAUGGAGUGGUGAAUCACAUAGUGCUGCUGGUGGGGUACAGCACGGUGGGAGUGACGCCCUACUUUAUCCUCCAAAACACCUGGGGAUCCACCUGGGGCGAGGACGGCUUCAUGCAGAUGGCCAUCGAAGCAGGCAACGGCAUCUGCGGCAUCAACACCACUCCUGCCUUAUACCCAGUGGUGGCAGGCUCGCACCCGUGUCAACCCAUCAACCCGUGUGGCAGCGGCAAGUGCAGCAACCGCGCGGGGAAGAGCAAGUGCACGUGUGCGCCUGGGUUCACCACUGCCAAGAAUAUUGAUGGGUCCGAGACAUGCAUUCCGGUCCACGUGUGCGCCAUGUCAGCAGCCAACCCAUGCCAGGUGGGCACGUGUCUCGAUGACGGGGCGGGCGGCUACAAUUGUCUGUGUCCACCAGGGUUUGUGGCCGAUGAGCGACCCAAUGAAACCCCAGUCUGCGUGCCAGGUGUCACUCCCUCAGAGGUCCACGUGGUGCCAGGGCUGACAUGUGACACUGUGCGGUCGACAUUUGGCAUGUCAGAGGCCAAUUUCACUCUGCUCAAUCCGAAGCUCAACUGCUCCAGCCUUGCAAUUGGAGACGAUAUUUAUGUCAGCGAUGGCACCCUGUGCGCCACUCCCUAUACUGUCACCGCUGAUGACACGUGUGAGAGCAUUGCAGCAGCAUUCAGCAUGACUCGCUCGGAAUUCCUCAAGCUGAACGACGACCUGCCGUGUGGACGGCUAAAGGCGGGGCAACAGGUGUGCAUGGCGCAUGGCACUCCAGAUAUGCCAGCGUGCCAGGAGUUUGUGACUGUAGCGGAGGGCGACAGCUGCGACACUAUAAUGAGGGCUGCACGCCCCCCUCUGAGCGCACAGGAGUUCUACACAUUGAACCCAGGGAUCAACUGCAACGUGGGCGAACAGAUGCUGCUAGGCCAACAG
Messenger RNA from Closterium sp. NIES-65, 3363 nucleotides. The record is from the annotation of a GenBank genome assembly. Lineage: Eukaryota; Viridiplantae; Streptophyta; Zygnematophyceae; Desmidiales; Closteriaceae.